AUGAGCAAGAGCCUGUCCGCUGACACGACAACGGUCCGUGCAUCGCGCCAACGAGAUGAGCUGGAUGUACCUGUCGCAUCCACGCAAAGCGAUACAUCCCUCACGGCCUCAGAUCGCGUCUCUACUCGUUCAGAAAGCGUAGCGAUACCGGAAAGUAAGACUGCGGUCUCGACACAACACGAGACAAGCUCACGUCCCGUCACAUCACCAGCACGAUUGUCACGCUCUUCAGAAAGUGUUAUGAGUGCGGUGAGUAGUACAACGAGUCAUCCACCACAUUCCCACAGGAAAAAUAGUGGCGCGUCUCGUGCGACCUUGGAUCGGGCGAAUACGAGUAGUUCGUCUAUUCAUGAGUUUGGGAUCGAUGUGGGUGUUGGUUUGCCGAGUAUCGGACAGAUACAAGUUCAAGAGCCGCCUAUGGAUAUCGCGCAAAUCAAGGCUGCGAAAGCAAUGGAGGAUUCGACCGUCCAUGAAGAUGCAGCGAGUGAUAUAACAGAGGGACAGCCCGUUGUAUCGGCAAUUGCGCCGGCUAGUGCAAAGAAGAGUGCACCAAUGCGGAGAGAUAGGCUCUCGAUGGGUAUGUCAUUACCGUUCAUGCGGAAUCGUGUCGUCUCUGACCAGGAUGUGCUUUUCGAUGCACCAAGACCCACUACUGUGCCUAGCCAACUGCAUCAGUCAAUUAAUGCAGAAGACACCAAGACUGGCGAAGACCCGGAGAAGAGCGAUUUUGGUGCAUCCAAUGAUUCACGACAUGUUGCAGAGCUGUCGAUUCCAUCACUCGAUAUUGACGAUCAAGAUAUCGAACAUCAAACAUCUGUUGGCGAUCACGACGAGUCGCUUGAAGCGUCUACUGAGGUGCCGGACAUUCUCAGUGAAUCUUUGUCUUAUGGACGACCGGGGUCUCAUGCUGGUGAGUCGUAUGAGGCAAUGUCGCCUGUCAUUAUGCGCGAUACACAUGCCAAGCCAGAAGGUCACGCCAAUAUGAGUCUCCUCGAAUUGUCGUCGUUUGUGGAUCAGCUGAAUCCCCAGCAUGACUAUGAAGAGGAAGCGCCCAUGUCUGACGAACGACCAGAAGAGCCAGAGACAAUUGAGCAAGCAGACGCUGAACCCGUCGAGGAAGAGCUAACGAGCACAACGACGAAGCCAGCUGCAAAGUUUCCAGAUGCAUCUGCAAAGCAACAAGCAUUCUACAGCAGUUCUGCGACGUACAAAUGCCCUGUCUCGAGUCAUUCCAGCAGUCCAGCUACACCUUCCAUGAACAAAAACAUCACAAUUCGCAAGAAGGAGGUGAAGCAGUCGAGAGAGGCAGGAAAGGAAGCAUCUAGACCAUCCACGGCUGACUCGGCCGCUGACCGUACGACAGCAUCAGAGCUGAAGCCAACCAACGACAUUUCAUUCUCCUUUGAGCCGUCUUUCAUUGGCACCGAAAUUGAAUCGCGGCCAGGAACGAUGGAAGCAAAACAGAUGCCUAGACUCGAUGCUGUGCGUGAAGCAGGAAGCACUCAAACCCCUGUGCAACAACGCAUUGCCGCUUUGCAAGCGCGUCAUGCCCAGUCUAGCUCACCAGCACCGAGCAAGACUGACAUGGGUCCAGAAUCCCGGCUUCAGAUGCACAGACGGCCCCUCUCUGGCGUGAGCGACUUGUCAGACGAUGGUACACCUGGACCAGUCCGCAAAUCAGGUGCAAUGGCGCAUCACCUGGUAGAUGAGUCUAAUGCGUAUCGCUCGCCUGCACCAAACUCAUCAGCGGACAGCAAAGCGCAGGCGCAUCGCUGGGAGACACCGGCGGCAACCAAGAAGUAUGCAAAUGAAGCACCCACAGAUACCGCCAUUGCAAAGCGUGUUGAGAAGUUUCAAAUACCUGCAGAGCAGCUGCAAGCACUUCAGCCAAGUAUUGAAGCACUGCGCUCUGAAACACUCAUGGAUCGCCAAACAGCGGAUCGACUGACCGUCAAGGAAUCUUCUGCACGUAUUGAUUCCCUGCAAAAGGAAAAUUUUGGUCUCAAGCUCAAAGUCAUGUUUCUCGAACGGCACUUUUCAGGGGAGGUGGAUCAAGACAAAACUGCUCUACGAAAUGAAAGUGUGCGUCUUGGCACUAUUGCCACAGAUCUCGUCAACAAGAACCGUGCACUUGAGCGAGCUUUGAAGCAAGCAACGGAACAAGUCUCGGCACUGGAGCUAGAAAAAGCCAAGGGCAACUUUGCCUUGGUCAAGGCGAACGGCUCAACCGAUACGGAUACGGAUACGCAGCAGAAGCUGCUGGCUGCAGAAGCGCAUAUCGAUCGACUUGAAGCCGAAGAGGACGCAGAGAUACAUGACCUCAAGGAAGAUCUGGCCGAUGCGAGAGAGCAUGUCGAGGCGCUCAAGACCGAGGUUGACACGCUGCGUGCGCAUCUUGAUGCCGACGAACGGUCCCAGACGAGCCGAUCUCGUGGCAUAGCUUCCGGUGAAGCCCUGCGGCACCGUUGCCUUGAUCUGGAAGAUGCGCUUGAUAGCAUGGAGCAACGCCACCAGAGACAAAUGGCCUUCAUGGAAGAGGAACUCGCCGAUAAAUCCGAUCUGCUUGCAGAAUGUCGAGAGAAGCUUGAGAUUGCGAUUGAAGACUUGCAACAAUACGACGCUCAAUUGGAAGAUGCCGAUCGUCUACGCGAAGCCGCUGUGGCUGAUGUCCGGACACUCUACGAGACGGAACGGCGCGAAUAUGAAAUGUACAUUGAAGACCGGCAUGCCGAAAUUGACGACCUCAAGCAACAGAUGCGGUCGCAUAAUCAGGAUUCAUACGAUGCGCGUCUUGCAGAUGCCGUCAAACCACAUGAAGAUGCGUGGCGGGAACUGUCUGCACAAUGUAGUGCCUUGGAGAUGGCCUUGCGUGACAAGCAGCGUAUCUAUGAUGAGGAUCGAUUCAGGCUCGAGUCUGAUUUAGCUGAGGCAACGCAGCGCGAGCGAGACGCAUUGGAAGAGGGAGAUGAGUUGGCUGAUGAGUUGGCACGUCUGCAAGAGGCGCAUCACGCGCUACAGGGCAAGUACGCGGAAGUCGACCACGAGCUGGCUCUGCGCUCGACAGCAGCAAGUCUGCCAAGCGCACUUUUGAAUGAAGAGUUGGAUGCGCUGCGAACAACUGUUGCUGCAUUGGAGAAGGAGCGUCAGGAUCUGCGAAUGGCCCAGCACACCCUUGAAAACAAGGUUCAGGAGACUGGCGAUAAAAAUGGCGCUCUUGAGGUGGAGCUUGAAAGUCGACGAGAGCUUCUGAGAAACUUGCAGCAAGAUUUGGAAGAGGCGCGACGCCGAGUGCCUGAACUUCAAAAGCAGCUCGCUGAUACUCGUGAGCGCUUUACCGCACUCGAUAUCAAAUGUCAGGCGUAUGAGACUGAUUUGGCUGAGGCCCACGCCGCACAUGAUGAUGCAACUCGCGAUGCGGAGCUUUUACGACGCCAGCUCAUGCAUGGUGCACAAGCUGAUGCGAACGCUGAAGAAGCCAAUCAAGCGCUUCUGAAAGACUUGGAAAAGGCCAACGCGCAAUGGCAAGAUGCCCAGAAGGACGCUCGACAAGCACGCGCAGAGCUGGCUCAGCUUCGCCGCGCGUUGCAAGAAUUCGAUGGCUUCACAGCAGAUGGGUCUGUCGCGGAAAUUGUGAAUGCAGUCUUUGCGAAUCAAAGAGCAGAGUCUGGCCGACUUAUGCAGGAAGUGGCUCGACUCCGUGAAGCCAAGGAAACUGAUGCCUACGCUCGUGCCUCGCAAGCUCGUUCAACGGAAAAGGCAGAGAAGGAGCUGGCAGCUGUGCAGAGGCAAGCAGAGUUGAGCAAAGCGAAUGCAGAGAAGGCAGAGCAAGCAUUGCGUCAGCGCGAAAAGGAGCUCGACAACCUCAAUAAGGCCAUGCGAACGCAAUUCGACGGUCAGGCCAAGCAGCAGCAGUCGAACGACCAGCAGAUGAAGGCGCGGGACACCUUGCUAGAAGCGAUGCUCUCAAAGCUUGCCUCAGUGCUGGAGGCUGAUCAAUGCCAGGUCCCACCUGCUACUGCAGAGGCGCCGAAACCUGCUCAGAACUUUACCAAGUUCAAAGAAGGCUUGUUUGCCGCCAUUCAGUCGCUACAGCAGCAAAAGCAACUUGCCCGUGGUGACCACCGACAGGCAGAGUCGGAUGCGCGCAGGAAGUGUGCGAGACUCGAAGCGCAAUUGCGGGAACAAAGUGCUGCACUGGCAAAGACCGAGGCCAAAAUACAAGACAUGAACCUCAGCCUACUUGAGGCAAAGCAGCAGACUGAGAAGCUCAAGGCGGAUAAUGAUGACAUGAAAGGAAAACGCGUGCGCACAGCAACGGCUUCUCGAGGCAACCCGAGCGGCACUGGUGCUGAUUCCGUGGUUGCGUCGGUGACUUCGCAUUAUCCCACGAGUACCAUGACUGAAGGCAGCAGGACAGAGAUGGAGACGGUCGCUAUACUGAGACUACGCUUGGAAGCCAUGGCAAAGGAACUCAAGCGUGUGCAGGAGUCCAAGCAUGAAGAGCACAGUGCAGAUAAGAAGCGCUUGGCCGAGCAAAAGCGAGAGAACAGGCAGUUGAGGGAGCAGAUUCAAUUGAGGCUUGAGAAUGGCUCUACAAGGCCUUCAUCAUCCAUGAGUGAGUCGCUCAAGUACAUAGGUUUGUAG
Molecule: messenger RNA, 4644 nt
Organism: Protomyces lactucae-debilis
Lineage: Eukaryota; Fungi; Ascomycota; Taphrinomycetes; Taphrinales; Protomycetaceae
Exons: 2
Coding region: 1-4644 (1547 amino acids)
Cellular component (GO): microtubule organizing center
Source: RefSeq, a predicted model, not a curated record